Messenger RNA from Clupea harengus (Atlantic herring), 4167 nucleotides. It is a transcript of the gene e2f8, whose product is annotated as E2F transcription factor 8. Gene Ontology annotation, cellular component: RNA polymerase II transcription regulator complex. Lineage: Eukaryota; Metazoa; Chordata; Actinopteri; Clupeiformes; Clupeidae. The record is from RefSeq and is a predicted model, not a curated record. Gene Ontology annotation, biological process: regulation of transcription by RNA polymerase II. Gene Ontology annotation, molecular function: DNA-binding transcription factor activity, RNA polymerase II-specific; RNA polymerase II cis-regulatory region sequence-specific DNA binding.
UCUGGAAUACUUGACUGACCCGCUGACCAAUGAUCAGGACCAUAUAAUCAAUUUCUAUUUGGUCCGAAGAAUAUAUUUGUAUUUACUCGAAAGUACAUAGCAACUUUAGGGUGACCCGUAGUGUACGUGUAAUACCAUCAUGGUUAUUAUGGUUAACACUACCACUUGAAUUACUGGUGAUUUCCGCUUUAAUUUCGUAUAUUUUUUAUGUACAGCUAACUUCGAGUGGCAUAAUUGCGUUUACACUGAUAUCUGUUGGUCGAUAUACCUCAUAGUCUUUAGGAACUAAACAUUUAAGGUUUGGGGGUCUGUUGAACUUUAGACCUGUCCAUGGAUUGCACACGGGAGUGAAAAUCUGCGUUGGAGAGAAGUUGUAGAUAUCGACUCGAACUGGUGGAAAAUGUCUAGUGCUCUGCAGGAACUCCAAAAUCUCAAUCAGAAACCACAAACUCGUGUGCAACCAGCACCAGAUCAUAAGGGGGAUGUGUUUGCAGAGCCAAACUUACUGAUUAAAACACCGAGGAAGGUCUCCUCAUAUUCUGAGUGCCAGCAGAACAUGGGGCCACUGACAACCCCCACAAAGGGCAAUGGCUCCCUACCCUGUGAGCCCUGGACUCCUACCUCAAACCUGAAGAUGCUCAUCAGUGCGGCCAGCCCAGAAAUCCGCAACCGUGAAAGAGAGCUUUGCAAGGAGGGCACUGAAGGAGGGGACUCUGAAUAUUUAACACAGAUUGAACAGGAACCAGGACUCGGGGAAGAAGCAGAGAAGCUUCAGAUUAGUCGAAAAGAGAAGAGCUUGGGCCUCCUCUGUCACAAAUUCCUUGCACGGUACCCAGAUUACCCAAACACCGCAGUCAACAAUGAUAUCUGCCUCGACGAUGUGGCUGGUGAACUGAAUGUGGAACGACGGCGCAUCUACGACAUCAUGAAUGUUCUAGAAAGCCUUCACAUGGUUAGCCGCCUGGCAAAGAACAGGUACACAUGGCAUGGGCGGUCCAACCUUCCCCAGACGCUGGCCAUGCUGCGCAGGGUGGGCGAGGAGCAGCAGUACGGCCAGCAGGUGCAGCAGAUCCGCCAGUGGAACCUGGAGCGAGAGGACCGCGAGUUUGACCUUGACGGGGAGGAGAAGGAAAACGAUGAGGCGUUUCUGCAGGAGACAGACGGAGAGAAUGGGCAGAAGGAGAUGUGCUUUGUGGAACUCCCUGGAUUGGAGUUCAAAGGUGCCUCAGUCAACAGUCGCAAGGAUAAGUCUCUGAGGGUGAUGAGUCAGAAGUUUGUCAUGUUGUUCCUGGUGACCACUCCACGUGUGGUGAGUUUGGAGGUGGCUGCCAAAAUCCUUAUUGGGGAGGAUCAGGUUGAGGACAUCAACAAAUGCAAGUUUAAGACCAAGAUCCGGAGGCUGUAUGACAUUGCUAACGUCCUGAGCAGCCUGGAGCUGAUCAAGAAAGUCCACGUGACUGAGGAGAGGGGGAGGAAGACUGCUUUCAAAUGGGCUGGGCCUGAAGACCUACCAUCUCCUAAGGAAGUGCCCAGGACCACAUUUUCCACCACUGCAUCAACGAGAAUUUUGGAGUCUCGAUCAUCUAUUGAGAACUGUGCCAAAAACCUCUUCUCAUCCCCUGGUGGAAAGAGAGGGUUCACCCGGCACCCCUCCCUGGUCAAAAUGGUGAAGAGCAUCCAGGAUGACCGCCGGAAGAUCAACUCCGCGCCUUCCAGCCCCAUCAGAGCCACCUCCAAUGAUUUAUCAAACUCAGUGUUCCUUCCGAGUAAGAUGGCCCAGCUAGCCGCUAUCUGCAAGAAACAGUUGGACCAACAGUCAAAGAACCCCAACAAAGAAGCUAAAGGAUGUUCCCAAGAGGAACUCAGUAGUGCAAAAUCAGAAAAAACUGCUGCCAAACCAGCAGAAGAGAAGCCAGCGGCUGGCUCAACACCACUGUCCUCCGAGGCCCACGUCAAAGACAGCACUGGGGUGCCACUAUCUCUUCUAACCCCAUCGCCGCUGUCCCAUCUCCCAGCUACGUGUUCUUCCCUCAUCCCCGUCCUGCUACCUCAGCACCAGAUGGGAGGCCCCAUUGCCGUCUACAUGCACCCGGCCUCCCUCAGGCCCCACGCCUCGACCAGGCCAGCACCCACCAGCCUGGCCGUGCGCUCCAUGACGUUUGAGAGCCCCGGAGAUGGUGCCGACCGAUCCCCGAUGCCGGUGAACUCGAGCAUUCAGAGGGCUUUUACGUCCAGCAGCGAGUCGGGCAGCCCCUCUGCACUGAAGAGAAAAUGUGGGGACAAGACAUGCUCGGACCGCAGUCCCUCCAAGAUCAAGAAAGUCAAUGGUACUUCAGAGGGCGUGUCCCCUAAGCUGUGUGAGAUCCUGCAGGCCAGGCUGAAGGCACGCCGAGGGGCCCUGGUGUCCAGCCGGCCCUCCUCCAGAGCGCUGCACCUGGACCCGGAGUUCACCAAACCCCCCGAGAACCAGGCCUCUCCCUCCGCCAACAGCCAGACUCUGGAGCACAGCGUGGAGACCUUCCUGGAGAAGGAAGAGAGGGCUGCGGCCUCUGACAGUGAGGCCAUGCUCACCCCGCUUCACCCCACUCAGGUGCAGAGCCAUAACCAGAACCAGGGCAUCCUGCUGCACGAGCUGAUGCUGUCCGCCGGACACACAGAGACUCUGAUCCCCACAGGCUACCUGAUCCCUAUUACACCUCAGUCCCUGUUCAGCUACAAAGAUUCCCAUGGAAUCAACGGCGAAACUGGCAAAGCCUCAACACCUACGAAUAUCUACAAAACCCCCACAGCAGGUUCCAGACCCUUCCACCCUCAGGAGUUUACCCCCACAAGCCUGUCUGUCCACCCGGCCCCUUCGGUCUCACCUUUCACCAUGCAACGGACCCACAGCCCUAGCCCGGCCAUCCUCAACUUCACCUUACAGAACAUCGGCCUCAUCCCUACGGCUGCCGGCGUAGCGGGCGGCACCUCCAGCCCCAUGACCGUUGAGCAUGCCAGCCCCCUGCCCACGGCCCACAUUGGGCUCCCUCACAGGGGGAUGAUCUUCGUCAAACCCAUGUCCUCUGCUGGAGCGCUCCAACACCCACCGUCCAGUCAGCCCCUGACUCUCUUUAGUUUAGCACAGCCUCUCAUGGCCACACCAAAAGGCUCCCCCUCUGUCCAGCACAGUCUCUUCCACACUCCUGUGCCCUCCCUGACCACCAUGACCACGGAAGUGGCCACCAAAACCCUCUACAUCCCCCAGAGGAAACUAGAAGUCAGUCCCGAGGCCCCCUAAAAAAAGAUGCCUUCGUGAAAGAAUGGCCAGGGUCAGACGUCUCUCUGCUGCUAAACACCCUUGCAACCAUGAGCCAGUGUGUGUGUGUGUGUGUGUGUGUCUGCUUGAGCGUAUGGACAGAGAAGGUGUUUGGCAGUGGUGAUGUACUGUAGCAUUGAUGAUAAUGCAUUAAUUUCAUACUGUGCGUGCAUAAUGCUUUUGUCGUGUACUAAUGCUCAGGGUAUGUCGUCUUGUAGUAGCUGCAAAGCAUUUGGACAUGGUGCUAUUCAAAUGUGACUCUCCCGCCCCAGGGGGACAAAACACAGUUGCAGGUUGAACCCGAAACCACAUGCCUUUUUAAACCAACGGCAGUCAGUUGGCUUUGCUGUUUUAUUCAAAAGUAUUUUUGUUGUAAUGUUUUAUUUUCUUAAAAUGCAAGUGUUAUAAUGAGGUAUAACUUGAAUUUAAUUUGUCAGAGGGUUUUAUUUACAUAGAAAUCUCAAUGAAUGUCAUGAAAUGACAGCUGUGUCGGAUGGAGAAGUAUAAAUGUGUUGAAACUGAUGUCAAGAAGGGAGGGUGACCUUAUAUCAAUCAUCUAUCUCAAAGUGCCAUGGAACCUUAGGAAACCAAAAACUGUGGUCUGUGGUUAUUAUUUCUGUUUCAAGAAAAGGGCCGUGCGACUGAAAAAAAAAAGUGAAAUGAAAGUAUUGUAGAUAAUACUGUAAUGUAUGUGUUAAUAAAACAUAGAAUAGGACUACAACUUUGCACACUGUACAUUUUGAAUGUUACCCCUUAAAAUUUGUCUGUGAUAGAACCGAAAGAAAUUACCCUUGUUUUAGAUGAAAUCAGGCAACUCUAAUAUUAAUAAGUGACACUUUUUCAUUCAGAAAUGUAAUAAAUAUUUUAAAUAA